AUGAGUGAACUGGAGCAGAUUCGUCUGGCCAACAUUGAGCGAAACAAAGCACUGUUGGCGGCUCUGAAUCUUCCCACAGAGGCCAAAAAGGAGAGCGUGGACCCUGAGGUUGCGCCGAAGAAGAGUAGGAAACGAAACUCAGCUCGACUUGAGUCGCCUGACGAUGGAUCUGACGAUUCCGCGCCCAGAACUCGACGAAAAUCGCGUCGGCUGCAGGGUCUGGAUCCCGAGGCAAACGCACUGAAGCAGGAGGACCUGGGAGGUAGCGGUGAGCUCAAGCGACUGAUGCAACAGCUCAAUGGAGGAGUCAAGAAGGAGCGACUGUCUGGAGAUCUGAGUCUCAAGGAGAUGCUAACUAAGACUGGACUCGACGAAAAGGAGUGGAGUGCGUCGCUGGGCCAGCUGUUUGGAGACGGAUCGAGGGUCAGUCAGGGAGAUUUCUUUGAUGAGAUUGUCAAGAAGGAAGAAGAGGAUACUAAGGACAUUGACAUCAAGCAGAGCAGAGACAACUUGAGCGGUCUGCAGCUCGGAAAAAUGUCCAAAGUAACUAAAGAGCGAAUCUACAUCACUGCUGUGCAUCCUGGUACAGAUAAACGGAUUGUUUUGGCCGGAGACAAGAUUGGAGUGUUGGGUAUUUGGGAUGUUGAUUCCGAUAACGAGCCCCUACAGUUGCAAUUGCACCACGCUACCAUUCCUGCUCUUUGUUUCGAUCAAAAUUCCAACGAUAUUUUGUAUUCCGCUUCCUAUGACGGUUCUGUGAGAAGUCUGGAGCUGAAAACAGGCAAGAGUGGAGACGUUUUGGACUUGGAGGCCAAGAAGAACGCCAGUGUUGGUGUUUCGGACGUGGCAAAUCCCCAACCUCAUCUUCUUUAUGCCUCUACUCUUUGCGGUCACCUGAUUCGAAAAGAUCUACGAACGAAAUCAACUGAAUAUGAGACUCUGAUUCUCGGAGAAAAGAAAAUUGGUGGCUUCUCGGUGGACCCCAUCAACACUCAUUUGCUUGCGACCGGAUCGCUGGAUAGAUCGAUGCGAAUAUGGGACCUGAGAGCAACUGAAACUGCCAGAACCAUUCCUGGGGGAGAAGUCAUCGACACACAGUUCCAGAUGCCCCAUCUCCAAGCCAUCUACAACUCCCGACUGUCUGUGUCUUCUACCGACUGGAACCUGGCUGGCCAGAUUGUCUGCAACGGCUAUGACGACACCAUCAACAUCUUCAACCAGAGUGACUACUUCUUGGAUAUGUUGAAUGACGGUAACGGAACAGAGCCUGUGAAGAAGACCCGACGAACCAGAAAUUCCAAACUUGCUGAACCCGAGAUCAGCGACCAGGAGCUGCCCGAAAUCAAGAAACCUUCCGUUCGAAUCAAACACAACUGCCAGACUGGCCGAUGGGUUACUAUUCUCAAAGCUCGAUGGCAACAACAGCCUCUGGACGGCGUGCAGAAGUUUGCAAUCGCCAACAUGAACCGAUACAUUGACAUUUAUUCUGGCACUGGUCAUCAGCUUGCUCAUCUUGGUGAUGCCCUCAUGACUGCUGUUCCUUCUGCUCUGGCUUUCCAUCCUACUCAAAACUGGAUUGCAGGAGGAAAUUCCAGUGGAAAGAUGUAUUGGUGGGAGUAG
Molecule: messenger RNA, 1620 nt
Organism: Yarrowia lipolytica CLIB122
Lineage: Eukaryota; Fungi; Ascomycota; Dipodascomycetes; Dipodascales
Biological process (GO): regulation of DNA damage checkpoint
Cellular component (GO): nucleus
Molecular function (GO): protein binding; DNA binding
Source: RefSeq, a predicted model, not a curated record